CCCUCAGCAGCAUUUGAACGAGAGGCUUAUCCACACUGUCUAAAACCCCCAAAACCCAGGAGAGAAGCAUGCAAAUUCUCCAAACCCCUCAUGCCUUCUCCUUCCCCAAAUCCAUAAACCCUAACUUCUGCAAACCUAAAUCUCUCUUCCCAAACCUUCAAUGGCGUCUCACUCGGAAUAUUGUCUUCCCGCCUUCCCGUUGCUUCAGCUCCGACGAGUUCCCCGUCGACGAGACUUUUCUCGAGAAAUUUGCGCCCAAGGAUAAAGAGACCGAAGACGAAGCUCGCCGUCGCAACUGGAUCGAGCGCGGCUGGGCUCCGUGGGAAGAGAUUCUGACUCCGGAAGCUGAUUUCGCGCGCAAAUCGCUGAACGAAGGCGAGGAGGUUCCGCUUCAGUCGCCGGAGGCCAUCGAGGCGUUCAAGAUGCUGAAGCCUUCGUACAGGAUGAAGAAGAUUAAGGAGAUGGGUUUGACGGAGGAUGAAUGGUACGCGAAGCAGUUCGAGAUCAAGGGGGAGGUACCGCCGCCUUUGGAGACCAUGUGGGCGGGGCCGGUGGUGGUGAGGCAGAUCCCGCCUCGUGAUUGGCCUCCUAGGGGUUGGGAAGUCGACCGGAAGGAGCUUGAGUUCAUAAGGGAAGCUCAUAAGAUGAUGGCUGAGAGAGUUUGGGCGGAGGAUGUGGAGAAGGAUUUGAUUGUAGGAGAAGAUGCUGUUGAUGGAAUGUUUUUGGAGAGGUACAAGGUUUUCCUGAAGCAGUACAAUGAAUGGGUGGAAGAGAACAAGGAUAUACUGGAGGAAGAAUCAUAUAAGCACGACCAAGACUACCAUCCGGGUCGAAGGAAAAGGGGGAAGGAUUACAAAGAGGGGAUGUAUGAACUCCCCUUUUACUAUCCUGGACAGAUUUGUGAAGGCAAAGUUACCACUUUACAUCUGUAUCAGGGAGCAUUUGUUGACAUUGGAGGUGUUCAUGAGGGGUGGGUCCCUGUAAAAGGUAAUGACUGGUUUUGGAUACGGCACUUCAUAACAGUUGGGAUGCAUGUUAUCGUUGAGAUCACGGCAAAAAGAGAUCCAUACCGGUUUCGAUUUCCUAUAGAGUUGCGCUUCGUCCAUCCUAAUAUAGAUCACCUCAUCUUCAAUAGAUUUGACUUUCCACCAAUAUUCCAUCGGGAUGGAGAUACUAAUCCAGAUGAGUUACGGCGAGAUUGUGGACGACCCCCUGUUCCCAGGAAAGAUCCAGGGUCAAAGCCAGAGGAGGAGGCACUGAUCUCUGAUCACCCUUAUGUGGACAAGCUGUGGCAGAUUCAUGUAGCUGAACAAAUGAUUUUGGAUGAUUAUGAAGCUAAUCCCGAAAAAUACAAAGGCAAAAAAUUAUCAGAAUUAUCUGAUGAUGAAGACUAUGAUGAGGAAAAGGAUGUUGAAUACGGGGAAGCUUAUUAUAAGAAAACUAAGUUACCAAAAGUGACACUGAAAACCAGUGUCAAGGACCUCGACCUGGAAGCUGCUUUGGCUGAGCGUCAGUACCACAAUAAACUACGGAUGGAAGCUAAAGAAAGGGGAGAGAGUUACAAAAUCCACAAGCUAAGACGAAACAUUGAAAUGGACGAGUAUGAUUUCUUACACUGGCGCCGAUCCUUUGAGGAAAGAGAAGCCUUACUCAGAGACAUCAGCUGUCGUAAAGCACUUGGCUUACCAUUGGAAGAACCGGGGAGGUACAAGCCGGCCAGCUUCUUCGGGAAAGAGCAGUACGACCCAACGAAUCCACUAUUCCGGUACGACUACUGGGGAGAACCCAAGAACUCAGAGAUAAGCAAGCAAGAAAGAAUGACUGAUGCCCACAACAAAUCAAUAGUCGGGAAAGGCAAUGUCUGGUACGAAAUGUCUUACGAAGAGGCAGUGAAGCAGACAUUGGAACGAAAAGCACAGUCUAAAGAAACAACUUUGAAUCAUGAAGAGGAUGAUGAUGAUGAUGAUGAUGAUGAUUUCGAUGAUUUUGACUAUAGCAUUCUGGGUGAUGACAGUAGUAUCGGUUACUCAGAGCACCAGCCUCUUGUUAAUGGGACUCAGUCCUCAAGAAUAUCAGAUGAGGGAAUGUUCGAAGACUGAUCCCGAGUUUACAAGUGUGUAGAGGAUUUGGUGUAUACUUGUCAUGGCCAACAAGUCUCGGCAAUAAAAGAAAUGAUUUCUUGAUCAGUUGCCUAAGACAUGAUCUGUAAUGUUACAGAUAGUAUGUGCCGUGUCCAUUCUAUGACUGUGCACUUGAUCAGUUCCUUGUCGCUACAA
Tarenaya hassleriana is the source of this 2276-nucleotide messenger RNA. Its product is annotated as protein PLASTID TRANSCRIPTIONALLY ACTIVE 10. The record is from RefSeq and is a predicted model, not a curated record. The transcript is spliced from 12 exons. Gene Ontology annotation, molecular function: RNA binding. Bases 69 to 2099 code for a protein of 676 amino acids. Gene Ontology annotation, cellular component: chloroplast; plastid-encoded plastid RNA polymerase complex. Lineage: Eukaryota; Viridiplantae; Streptophyta; Magnoliopsida; Brassicales; Cleomaceae.